Messenger RNA from Hermetia illucens (black soldier fly), 1354 nucleotides. Its product is annotated as probable isoaspartyl peptidase/L-asparaginase GA20639. The record is from RefSeq and is a predicted model, not a curated record. The transcript is spliced from 2 exons. Bases 109 to 1218 code for a protein of 369 amino acids. Gene Ontology annotation, molecular function: asparaginase activity. NCBI's taxonomy places the organism in Eukaryota, Metazoa, Arthropoda, Insecta, Diptera, Stratiomyidae.
AGUCCCAGUAUCGGCUACAUUCCUGUCGCUGCAUUGCACCUCAGUCAUUUCAAGUUUCACUUUCAUUUAGUUUAUAGAAUAAUUUUUUGUUAAAAAUUAAAUUUAAAUAUGAAAUUUAUAUUUCAAUUUGUUUCGCUAUUUCUGUUUGUGCCGCUUGGUAAUUCGAUUGAACCUAUCCUUUUGGUGCACGGCGGUGCAGGCAGCAUAGCUGAAAGUACCUUACCUACGAGAUUCAUUGGAGUCAAAGAAGCUAUCCGACGCGGCUACGAACUGCUCAUAAAAAAUAAAAGUUCAUUGGAUGCUGUUGAAGAGGCUGUUCGCUAUCUAGAAGAUGAUCCAAACUUCAAUGCCGGCUAUGGUUCGGUUUUAACCGAGGAGGGGGAAGUGGAAAUGGAUGCAGCAAUAAUGAAUGGAUACGACCUAUCAGCAGGAUGUGUUGCUGUUGUAAAGGACAUCGCACAUCCUAUUUCUCUAGCUCGUCUUGUAAUGGAAAAAUCAAAAUCUGUAUUUUUAGCCGCUAACGGUACCAGGAAAUUUGCCUUAGAGCAAGGUGUAGAAAUUCUUCCACCCGGAGCGUUAAUUCCGGAUAAAACUCGCGAAACUAACGAGGACAUCGAAGAGAGUAACAUUCCACCCCGAUUCAAAAUUCCUGGUUAUGACACCUCCAAUCCAAGUGUUUAUGAAUAUAUUCCUGGUACCGUAGGUGCAGUUGCCAUAGACAUUUACGGAAAUAUUUCUGCAGCUACGUCAACCGGGGGUAUUCGUGGAAAGCCACACGGCCGUGUGGGAGAUAGUCCUAUUCUGGGAAGUGGAACCAUUGCAAAUAAUCGAAUUGCAGGUGUCUCCGCCACUGGCGAUGGUGAAUAUAUACUCCGUUUUAAUUUAGCUCAACAAAUAUUACAACGUAUUCGAUAUGAGGGCAAGUCAGGGCAGGAAGCUACAGAGGAUGCUUUGAACGCCAUGAAAGAGGAAGUUGGUGGAAGUGCCGGAGCUAUAACAAUUGACCACAAUGGCGAAGUGGGCAUAUUUUUCAUAUCUAAUCAAAUGUUGUGGGGCUAUCGUCAAGGAAACUUAAUUCGAUACGGCGCUAACAAAGGACAAGUAAUUGAAGAGGAGGCGGAUGAUAAUGAUGGGGUAUCUGCCUUACAGUCAGUCGGUGUUAGUACUGCUGUUAUUCCUUUUUCGCUCAUGUAUAAACAUAUUUGUAAUGCUAUUUAGUCCUCAAAAUUUGCAAAAGUUAAUAUUUUAUUGACAAAUAGUUAAGAAGAAUCGAUGCCAAGCAUCUCUUUUGUUUAUUCAACACAGUAAGGACUCUGAAACGAUAAUAAAUUCAAGUUAUGUUUAUGAAUGAAAA